Coffea eugenioides is the source of this 1586-nucleotide messenger RNA. Its product is annotated as RING-H2 finger protein ATL8-like. NCBI's taxonomy places the organism in Eukaryota, Viridiplantae, Streptophyta, Magnoliopsida, Gentianales, Rubiaceae. The coding region runs from base 565 to 1248 and encodes 227 amino acids. The transcript is spliced from 3 exons. The record is from RefSeq and is a predicted model, not a curated record.
CACACAUAAUAGUAAACUCUCACGCACAUUUCUCUCCUGUUCCCGUGGUUUCUACACCCGGGCUUAGUGAACUGAAGACUCUUGUCGCCUAAUUCCACAAGGCCACGCACCAGCUUCUACAGGCACAUCUCCCCCCUCCACCCCAUCCCUCUCUUAAACCACCGCUUUCAGUACCAAAUGCACAGCUCUACAAUGCAUAUCCCUGUUGGAUUUACCUGUACAUAUGCAGGGAGUUAGAAGAGGAGGUGGCGCAAAUCAUGUAGAGGAAGAAAGGUAAAAGAGUAUUUCUCAGUUCGAAAGUGAGAAGAACAAGGUGGAUUUUUUAUUCAAAGCGAGAAAGUGGUUGAAAUCAAAUGAUUUUGAGUGUGAAGUUGGGUUUGCUUGAUGUUCUGAGGGAACUCUAGUAGGUGGUGAGGUGCAGUGUAGAAUUACGCUUGUUUGGCUGUGAAGUACGAGGCAAGAUUUGAACUUUCUUCAAGGGUUCGUUAUAGUUUUUCUUGAACAGUGGGGAAGUCUAAGAAACGAGAAUUAAAGUGACUCUCAAUAGGAAAGCUAAGUAAAGAAAUGAUGUCUUCAGGGACAAAUUUAGUGAUGACAGUGAUUGGAUUUGCUGUGAGUACCAUGUUCAUUGUGUUUGUCUGCACAAGGCUUAUUUGUGCUAGAAUUCAAUUGAAUGCAUCAAGGCGUUCUUUUGCUAGAGCCCAUAGAUCUGAUCUUAGCAUUUUAGAACGAGGGCUUCAUGGGCUUGAACCUGUAAUUUUUGCCAACUUCCCGACAAAGAAGUAUGGUGAUAACUUUUUCUCCUCGGGAGAAAAUAAUCAGUGCACAGUUUGCCUUGCUGAUUAUCACAAGGAAGACACAUUACGGAUAUUGCCCUCAUGUGGACAUUUUUUCCAUGCCGCAUGCAUUGACAUAUGGCUGCAUCAGCAUUCCACAUGUCCAGUUUGUCGCGUUUCUCUGCGCGAACUUACUGAGAGAAAACGUUUUAUGCAACCUUUGUUCAGUUCAGCCAUCAGAGCUCAGCACACCAUCCAACCUGCAAAUCUAAAUACUCACCAUUCGUCAAACAGCCAUAGACUAUCAUCGAUGCCACGUGAGAGCCAGAGGAUGCAACCCAGCCAGGACGGGUGUCGUCAUUCUGAGAGAGCUGGGGUAGAAGAUAGACAAAGCAACCCCAUCUUGAAUGAUGAUCGUCAAAUAACUAAAAAGUCAGGAAACAAAGAGAUGGAGAGCCCAUCAAAUGCUUAGAAUCCCUCCUCUGCUCCUUAACAUCAUUACUUCAAUUUUCACGGAGUUACCGAGAGAUUUUAUUCAGCAAGUUUGCUUCAGCAGGCAUGCGGAUUGUGUGCCCAGGAAGUGGAACGAUUUCCUUGUGGCCUUUUUCUUUUCUUUUCUUUUUGUGUAUAUAAUAAGGUGUUGUGUCCAUUUUUUUUUUUUCCUUUUUCUUGUCUGUCUCUUUUUUAGCCCUUUGAUAGAAGCUGUUUCACUGGCAUGUCUGUUGGCUUAGGUAUAGUUGGAGAUGUUACUUCUGUAGUACAGUUGAGUUCCUGGUUAGCUCGAUUAGCAAUGUAUAUGUUUUGAAAGUA